AUGGAGACAGAAAAGGGUAUGUCAUUGCAGGUUAUAUAUCUUGUUGGUUUAACUUUCAUGUUUUAUUUAUCACUUGCUGUUGCACAAGAGGAGCAAAACAACCUGCAAACAUAUAUCGUUUGGGUUGAAAAGCCGGUGUCCCAGAAUUCUUUUGCACAAUCUCAUGAAGAACUGGAGAGUUGGUAUCAGUCAUUUUUGCCUGAAACCAGUGAAAACUCAAAUCAGCUGAUGAAGCAAAGAAUGGUUCAUACAUACCGUAAUGUGGCCAUAGGGUUUGCAGCAAAACUGAUGCCAGAGGAAGUAAAGGCAAUGGAAAAGAAAGAAGGGUUUGUGUCAGCUCAUCCCGAGAGAAUUCUGCCUUUGCAGACUACUCAUAGUCCUGACUUCUUGGGUUUACACCAAGGGUCGGGACUAUGGGAACAAACAAACUAUGGUGAAGGUGUGAUCAUUGGAGUUUUGGAUACUGGUGUUGCACCAUAUCAUCCUUCAUUUAGUGAUGAAGGAGCUCAAGCAAAGGGAAACCUACAGGGAGCGCUCCAUUUGACCAAGAUGGCCAUGGCACCCACACUUCUAGCCGCUGGAAAUUUUGUGGAAGGCGCAAACGCAUUUGGAGUGGCGAAUGGCACAGCUCUUGGCAUGGCGCCUUAUGCUCACUUGGCCAUUUGCAGAGUCUGCGACUUUGAUUGUGCUGAAGGUGACAUUUUGGCGGCAAUGGAUGCUGCUGUUGAAGAUGGCGUGGACGUGCUCUCCCUCUCACUUGGCGGUCCCUCGAUUCCUUUCUAUGGGGAUGUGAUUGUAGUUGGUGCAUUUGGAGCAACUCAGAAGGGAAUUUUUGUCAGCUAA
Prunus armeniaca (apricot) is the source of this 843-nucleotide messenger RNA. NCBI's taxonomy places the organism in Eukaryota, Viridiplantae, Streptophyta, Magnoliopsida, Rosales, Rosaceae. The record is from the annotation of a GenBank genome assembly.